AUGGGCCUCGCAUCAAAGCUCGCAGCAGCGCAGAACAACCCCUCGGGCGCAGCAUUCGGCGCUCCCGCCGCUGGCGCUCCUCCCGGCGUCCCCCCAGGCCAGUACGGUGCGCCCGGCGCACCGCCCCCCGUCCCCGGUGGCAGGCCUGCUCAGCCCGGUGCCCCAGGCGCUCCCGGCGCGUACGGCCAGCAGCCACAGUACGGCCAGCCGCAGCAGCAACAGUACGGACAGCAGCAGGGACAGUAUGGCCAGCCUGGUCAGCAGCCCGGCCAGUACGGUCAGCCCGGCCAGCAGCAGUACGGCCAGCAGCCCGGUCAGCCGGGUCAGUACGGUGCGCGCCCAGGGCAGCCUGGUCAGCCUGGGCAGCCCCAGUACGGGCAGCAGCCUGGUCAGCCUGGGCAGCCCCAGUACGGGCAGCAGCCUGGUCAGCCUGGGCAGCCUCAGUACGGCCAGCAGCCUGGUCAGCCAGGCCAGCCCCAGUACGGCCAGCAGCCAGGGCAGUACGGCCAGCAGCCUGGCCAGUAUGGACAGCCUCCGCAGGGGCAGUACGGCCAGCCGCAGCAGCAGUUUGGGCAGCAGCCGGGCCAGUACGGCCAGCAGCAGCAGUAUGGCCAGCAGCCCGGCCAGUACGGCGCACAGCCUGGCGCCCCGAUGGGCGCCAUGACCGGCGGCGCGGGUGGCGUGAACCCGCAGCAGCUCCUCCCCCUCCUCCAGCACUGCGUGCAGGACCAGAACCUGCAGGCAUUCUACCCGCCCGGCUCGCUUGAGCCGAUUGCGCAGCGCGUUGCCGCCUCGGGUGCCCUUCCGAAGAUUGCACAGGAGUGGCGCCUGCCGAUGGAGAUUGCUAUCGACCUCGUCAAGAUGUGCCUCUUCGACUUUGUUCUCUACGUUGACGACUCGGGCUCAAUGGCGUUCGAGGAGAACGGCGAACGUAUCGACGACCUCAAGCUCAUUGUGUCGCGCGUCGCGACGGCGACGGCCCUCUUUGACAGUGACGGCAUCCAGGUCCGCUUCAUGAACUCGCCCACCCAGGGCGACAACAUCACCAACGAGCCUGCCGCCAUGAACCUGAUCCAGCACGUCAAGUUCUCGGGUCUCACGCCCCUCGGCACAAACCUCAUGAGCAAAGUUCUCGAGCCGCUCGUCCUCCGACCCGCGCGCAUGAACCAGCUCCAGAAGCCCGUUGUCGUCAUCACCAUCACGGACGGCACGCCUGCUGGCGAGAAUCGCGACGAGGUGUUCAACGUCAUCCAGCGCGUCGACCAGGAGCUCUCGCGAACGCGCUACGGCCGCGACGCGGUGUCGUACCAGUUCGCCCAGGUAGGCAACGACCAGAAGGCUCAGGCGUUCCUUGAGACGCUCGACAACCACCCUGUCGUCGGCACCCUCGUCGACUGCACAUCGAACUUUGAGAGCGAGCAGGCUGAGAUGAUGCGCACGACGGGCAUUGAGCUCACCCCCGAGACGUGGCUCGUCAAGCUGCUCAUGGGCCCGAUCGACUCAUCGUACGACUCGAAGGACGAGGCGGGUCCUCCCCGGCGCUAA
Messenger RNA from Cutaneotrichosporon cavernicola, 1545 nucleotides. RefSeq lists its product as uncharacterized. Lineage: Eukaryota; Fungi; Basidiomycota; Tremellomycetes; Trichosporonales; Trichosporonaceae. The transcript has 5 exons. The record is from RefSeq and is a predicted model, not a curated record. Bases 1 to 1545 code for a protein of 514 amino acids.